Molecule: messenger RNA, 1274 nt
Organism: Ahaetulla prasina
Lineage: Eukaryota; Metazoa; Chordata; Lepidosauria; Squamata; Colubridae
Gene: FNDC4
Product: fibronectin type III domain containing 4
Exons: 6
Coding region: 437-1096 (219 amino acids)
Molecular function (GO): protein binding
Source: RefSeq, a predicted model, not a curated record
CCAAAAUGACAGUAUUCAGCGGUUCAUGACUUGGCGUGGCUGGCAGGAGCGGCGGGGUUGAGUGGACUCUGCCGCCGCUGCCUCCACAGAUCUGGUAGCGGACUUGGGUUGCAACAGCAGCAGCAGCAGCAGCAAUAGCAGCAACGCGGAGCUCCGCGGAGAUUCCCGGCGGCUUUGGGCCCGUCUGAUGGAGCCGCCAAGCGGCGGCGGAGCAGGUGGCGGUUCGGCGCCGACCUCCGGCGCCGCUUUUGACUGGGGGAGCGUGGCGCUCGUCCCUGCGGCGGACACUGCGGUUCCCUCCGCGCGUCCCUCGCCACCUUGAGCGCCCCGGAGACGGCCGUCAAGACCCCUUUGUAGCGGGGUGCUCCCGACGAACCCGAAGCCGCGCCGACACCCCGCCCGACUCGAUGAGCAGCUGCUGCAUCUGGCCGCGGUCAUGGCUCCGAUUCCCACGUACCUCAAUCCGGCCGCCGUCCUGGUCCUGGUCAGCUGGGACCUGUGCCUUGUGCGCGCAAAUCGGCCCCCAUCACCUGUCAACGUGACUGUCACACAGCUCAAGGCAAACUCAGCCACAGUCUCCUGGGAUGUGCCAGAAGGAGACGUCGUAAUCGGCUAUGCUAUUUCACAACAGCGACAAGAUGGGCAAAUGCAACGAUUCAUCCGGGAGGUGAACACCACAAACAGGGCCUGUGUACUCUGGGAUCUGGCAGAGGAUGCAGACUACAUCAUCCAGGUCCAGAGCAUUGGCCUCCACGGAGAGAGUCAGGCUAGCAAGAGAGUCCAUUUUCGCACGUUAAAGCAAAGCGACCGACUUCCAUCCAACAGCUCAAACCAAGGAGACAUCACAAUGGAGGGGCUGGACAAAGAGCGGCAGCUGCAGACCGGGGAGAUUAUUAUCAUUGUGGUUGUGCUGCUUAUGUGGGCAGCUGUGAUCGCACUCUUCUGCAAGCAAUAUGAUAUCAUUAAGGACAAUGAUUCCAACAAUAAUAAAGAGAAGACCAAGCCUUCCUCAGAACAUAGCACUCCAGAACGGCCCACAGGGGGACUACUACGUAGCAAGAAGAAAUCACCAUCUAUCAAUAUCAUUGAAGUAUAGCUGUUGCCAUACAGGCUCGAAGCACUCCAGAAGGCUGCUGGAACAUUGCUGGGCUCUGGGUCUGGCUCUUCACCUGCAUGCAAAGAAUUAAAGCUUCUUGCCCUGAAGGAGGGAUCUGCAUGGAGCCAGCUGCCAAGACAAGGUGCAUGUAGAAGCUGGCCUCUAAACUAACCUCUCG